Molecule: messenger RNA, 2852 nt
Organism: Petromyzon marinus (sea lamprey)
Lineage: Eukaryota; Metazoa; Chordata; Hyperoartia; Petromyzontiformes; Petromyzontidae
Gene: EIF4B
Product: eukaryotic translation initiation factor 4B
Molecular function (GO): RNA binding
Source: RefSeq, a predicted model, not a curated record
CAUCCGGGUCUCCGUGUCCUCGCGCUCCGCCCGUCACGUGACGUCUCGCCGCGCCCCCGCCACCCUCGCUGUUAUGGCCGCUCUGGGGAAAAAGAAGCCCAAGAAGGGUAAAACCGUCAGCCUGAACGACUUUCUGGCUGAAGAUGCAACUGCGGGAAGUGUAUUUGUGCCACCAGUUCGGCCAGUCAACUGGGCAGAUGAAACUGAAGAUUUUGAAGGAGAAGUGUCAACGGCGUGGCCUGCUGAUGAUGGUGUGUACAAGCCUUCAGUGGACCGUGCACUGCUGCCCACUGCCCCACGUGCUGCCCGUGCCCCCAGUGUGGACAUGGCACGACUGCCUGCCAAACCACCUUACACCGCUUUCCUGGGCAACCUGCCCUAUGAUGUGACCGAGGAGUCAAUUUUCAAAUUCUUCACUGGACUCAAGGUCAGUGCUGUACGCUUGCCACGUGAAGCCAGCAACUCUGACCGACUCAAGGGCUUUGGGUAUGCUGAAUUUGAUGACAUUGAGUCUCUCAUGAGGGCUCUGGCACUUAAUGAUGAAAUGUUGCGGAACAGAAGAGUAAGAGUAGAUAUAGCUGAUCAAACACAAGACCGAGAUGACCGCGGAGGUUUGUCACGUGACCGGGACUGGAGCCGUGAGGACAAAACAGAUAAUGACUGGCGGUCUCGAUCCAGUAACAACAACAACGUCGAUGACUUCCCACGCCGAAACGGGGACCAAUAUGGAGAUCGUGAUCGAAUGUCGAGCUGGGGCCGAGAUCGUUAUGAGCCAGAUCGAGAGCGAUUUAGAGAUCGGGAGCGCUCAUUUGGGCCGCGACGAGAUGUGGAUCAUUACCGGGACAGCCAGGACCGUUAUGACGAUCGUGACAGUGGUUAUGAUGACAGGAGGAGCAGCGAUCGGGGCUCAGACUUCAGAAGUGGACGCCGGCCGUUUGGAUCUGGUUUCCGAAGGGAGAGUUAUGAUGACCGACAUGAUGACUAUCGAGGAGAUCGCUAUGGUGACAGAAGAGAGGAGCGCUUUGAAAGGAGAGGAGAUUACGGGCGGAGGGACGAUUAUAUCAGGGAGGAGAGAGGUCCUGUACAACGGCCCAAGCUCAACCUGAAGCCGCGGAGUACGCCCAAGGAGGAGGGCGUGCCGCCACCUCCUGCACCUGCCACUCAGAAACUGGCCUUCAUUUUUGGUGGUGCCAAGCCGGUGGACACCGCGGCUCGUGAGAGGGAGGUGGAGGAAAGACUCAAGCGUGAACAGGAGGAGAUGGAAAGGCGCCUAAGUGAACAGGGGCGCCUCGGAAAACCCGAGUGGAUCCAGAGGGAGAGACAUCCCAGCUGGCGCAGCGAUGACGAUCACUUGGAGCGGCGCCCCACCAGUGACACCUCGGAGACUGGCCGUUCAUCUCGGGGAGCCAGUGCCACAAGCAGCGCAUCUGCCAGGGGCCCACGGGUCUAUAAAGAGAGUGAUGUGCCUGGAGAUAAUGAGGUAUUUACUCGGGAAGAUGGACCUCUAUCACCGGCCACCCGAUCCCCUCGCCAGCCAGAACAGCAACCGCAGCAAUUAAGCCAGCAGAGAGAGCUGCCGCAGUUAGUGCCACAGGCGACACCACAGACGGCCGCUCAGUUGGUGCCCGCUCCACCACCCAAGGAGAAUGCUUGGGUCAAGCGUUGUGGAUCUGCAAAAGUUGGUCCUACUUCACCCACGCACCAUGGUGCCACCACCGAACUGCCACUAAGCCAGGAGAAAACACAAGCACACAAACUGGCUAACAGUGUAUCUUCCAACAAGAUGCCUUCCACAGCAACAUAUUCUCGUGGAGUUGCUGUAGACAAGGACCUAAAACCAUUGCCAGAUGGCAGCAGGACAACCAAGCUCAACGAUGAUUUUGAAGGAAAGCCAGACGCCACCACUGGCCGCACCGAGAAGGCCGGAGUGCGAGCCAAGAACAACUUGAAUCGUGUUAAAGGCCGAGGACGCGGCAUCAUUGCUGUCAAAAAAGACCCCGACAGAAAGGAGAGCCGGAAAGAGCGAGAGUCUCGGCUGAUCGAAACAAAGAAAUACGAUGAGCCUGAGCCACUGAGUUUCAGCUCUGUCAGCAAGUUUUCUGCGCUGGGUGUGGAUGGUGAUUCCGACUAUGAAGACUGAAUUCCUAUCAUUGUCCCACACUCACUGAUGUAUGCUGUUCCUUAAUGAGGUGCUACUUCAUUGUUGGCUUUUUUGCGAAAACAGCAGUCUGCAAUGUGCGGGGACUAUUUCAUGCAUGAUGUUCUGACUCUUGAAAACCAAUGUUGUUUUCCAGUUUUCAUGUCCUUCAAAGUCAUUUGAUUACGCGAGUUUUAUCUCUCUUCAUUCUUAAUAGGCAGAGUGUGCCACAGCUGUAAUUUUGCUUGGCUUUGCUUGACUCCAACGGUGAUGCGAUCAACUGAAACCCGUUUGAAAAAAAACGUUGAAGAGCAUAAUGUAUUUGUUAAGAGAUCCGUCAUUACAAGUUGAACUGCUAUUCCAUGUGCAUGAUUUCAGCAUAUGUAAAACUUGCAUGUUUUGUAGAAGAGCUGGCCUUUGGGCAAGACAUGCUUAAAAUAUGAAUAAAUAAGAUAUUUAUUGUUGUGGUCUUGCAAUCAAAUACCAUAGGGGACAAAGUAGAUUAUGUGGCCAUGCUGUAAUUAUCAUUAAAGUUAAGCUUCAACAAACAGCAGCUAUUGCCCACUAGCUAAUGGUGUUAAAUCACGAGCAGACAUGACAAUUCUUGUACAAAUGUACUGUAAACUGUGCAGUCAGCAAAUACCUUAAUUCAUUGAUGCGUAUAGCCUAUUGCAAAAAAAACAAACUUGCAAUAAAUGUUUGUAUUUUACCUUCA